Malania oleifera is the source of this 483-nucleotide messenger RNA. RefSeq lists its product as uncharacterized. The transcript has 2 exons. Lineage: Eukaryota; Viridiplantae; Streptophyta; Magnoliopsida; Santalales; Ximeniaceae. The record is from RefSeq and is a predicted model, not a curated record. Bases 1 to 483 code for a protein of 160 amino acids.
AUGGAGAAUAUGUUCAACCUACUCUUGCAGCAAAAGAGUCAAGAAGAGCAUGUCCUCCACCAACACCAGGGCGCACCUGAUGCCAUCAUGUGUCGGGCAUUUGCUGCAACCCUUAAAAGUAGUGUCAGAGAUUGGUAUCGAACCCUAUGGCCUGGGUUAAUUGGUUCUUUCUCAGAGAUGGAGCAGCAUUUCACCGGCUAUUUCCUCAGUAAUCGGAGAAUCGUUAAAACACCGGCUCAUCUGAUGAGUAUGGUUCAGGGAGAAAGGGAGACACUAAAAAAGUUCAUGCACCGCUUCGUCACUGCGACCGUGGAGAUCCGCAACCUGGACAUUAGAGUGGCAUUAGUAGCCUUGACCACGGCCCUUCAGCCAGGAAACUUCAUGUCUUUUCUAGGAAAGAGACCCCCAGCUGACAUGGGGGAGCUGAUAGCAAGAGCGCAGAAGUAUAUUAAUCUAGAAGAGGUAAUAGACACAAGAAAAUAG